AUGGCGUUCAACCCAGCUUAUCAGUUACGUCGUACAAAGACUAAUACGUCUUUGCAAACGGACUCUUCUUCCCUUAUUGAGAGAGCGAACUCGUUGUUGUCCGAAUCGCAGUCGCUGUGGGUGUUAUUCAGUCCUUCCAUGGAUACACAGUCCGCUGUGAACGUGGAUUCUGAUAUCUUAUCCUUGACUGUAGACAGCCAACAGGAAGACCUGGACCAACUGGUGGCCGAAUACGACCUGGAAGGACAGGAAGAUGAAGAAAUAGACGAAGACGAUGACGAUGAAAUCAUUAACGAAACACUAUCGCGUGAUAUCGAGGAGGACGAUUCUUUAAUAGAUCACUACGCUAAUCCCAGUGCCUCCCCAGCAAUAACACAGCGGUUAGAGCAGCUCAUUCUUAAUUACACAGGUGCCGAUUCUUCUCUUCGCAAGCGCAUUAAUGAGUGGAAGUCUUCCCAAGAUGUGAUGCCCGCUUCUACGGUUGAUGAAGACAAUAUUGCCUCGUGGGACUUGGAUGAAGGCAUAGUCUCGGAGAUAUUAUCACAAUCUCAAGCGCUGGCGCACCCCAGGGCCAACCACCAAGUGUCGUCUCAGGAACAAACACAAUCUGCAUCGCUCUUAUACACUUCUUCUGCAUUGGGUAGCGGAUCAUCGCGUGAUCUGAAACACUAUGGAAAUGAUGUCUUUAAGAACUACUCCAAGAAGGACAUUAUGAGAUUUAAGAUGAUUGCAAAAAACUUGAAAACGUCUCUCAAUAGAAAAGACGACGAUCAAAGCAGUAGUUUGACAUAUUUGAUUAUGAGAUUAUUUGAAAAACAACAGGAACAAAGAGAACAUGAGCAGUUGCUUCAACAACAACAAAAACAGAAACAGCGCCAGCAACAACGACUUAAUUUUCAACACAAAAGGUAUUCUACUAUUCUAAACGAUUUUUCUAAUCUUAAGGAAAAUAGAAACUUUUUGUCUUCUGUCAUUGCAAACCAAUUGAGAAACUCUACAUUUUCCCAUAGAGAAAACGACUACUACGGAGACCAGUUAGAAAAUGAUAGAUACUCGAGUACUGCAUCUUCCUCCUUAGUAGUUUGCAGCGGAAUGGGAGCAAACUCAUCAUGGAACGAUAUAUAA
Dujonia railenensis is the source of this 1125-nucleotide messenger RNA. Lineage: Eukaryota; Fungi; Ascomycota; Pichiomycetes; Serinales; Debaryomycetaceae. The record is from the annotation of a GenBank genome assembly.